Messenger RNA from Gryllus bimaculatus (two-spotted cricket), 4181 nucleotides. Lineage: Eukaryota; Metazoa; Arthropoda; Insecta; Orthoptera; Gryllidae. The record is from the annotation of a GenBank genome assembly.
AAAUCAAGAUGGCUCGCAUAGCGCAAUGUUCGCGCGCAUCGUGGAGGGGGAAUCUGUGGACAUGAAACGUAAAGGCAUCGUUGAUGGUGGCAGGCAGAGUGGCGGAUGGUGGUCGAGUCUGGUUGUCAGGGUGCCCUCGUCCUGCUGCUCACGGUGUGUUGCAAAUGUGGUUAUUGUAGGACGUUUUUGAUGCCAAUUUUAGCUUCAGAAUCAUCUUAAUAUCACGUUUAAUCUACUAAAGAUGUCUUCUACUGACGUUCAGAGACCGGUAAAAGUGCACGAUCCAUGUGUAAAACCAGUGUCACAGGAUUCUGAAAAACAUGCGAGGAGAGCUACAAUUAAUUCUGGAAUACCUGCUUCAAAGAAAAAUAAACAUGAUGAUGGGCGUUUUAAAUUUGGAAGGAAACGAGCUCAAAGUUUUACAGCAGGCAAUGGAAAAUUCUUUAUACCAUAUAAAAAGCGAAAACGUGAAAGUAUAGUUCCACCAACCAAAUUUUUAUUGGGUGGUAACAUUUUUGAUCCAUUGAAUCUCAACAGUCUGCAAGAUGAGGAGGUCAACAGGGCAAUGAAUGCAGUAACUCCAAAAUCAUCUCCUCUUCCAACACCAAAGCAUAGAAGAGGAGAAGUGGAAGUCAUAAUUCCUCCAAAUAUUAAUGAUCCUUUAAAUUUGAUUGAUUGUGAUGAUGAUGCUAAAUAUGAAGAACAGCUUGUAUCACCUACAAAGAAAAAAAGUAAAAAGAAAAAGAAGAAGAGGAAUUCUGCUUCUUCAUCCAAAGAUGACAGCUUAGAAGUGGCAGUAACUAGUAACAACACUGAUCAAACUGUUUCAUCCACUAAACCCGAAGAAAAUGAAUCAGAAGUUCCAACAAGUACAAAUGUGGAAGUCACCUCCUUGGAAACACAAGAUCAGUCUGCCCCAAAAGGCAAAGAAGUAAGAGAUCUUCGUAAAGAAUUAGAUUUGCCUUUGAAAGAUGAUGAAAAGAAGCUUCGCAAGUCACUGGAUGAAAAGGACGCCAAUAAGCAUGAAAAGAAAAAUAGGAAGUUUGACUUGAAAGAUAAAAUUGUUAGUCCUGUUAUUCCACAGCCUGGGGCAUGGAAAAGGCAGCCACAUGGUCAUCGAGGUGGAGGUAACAUGGGACAUGGUGCAGGUGAUGGCAGAUUCAACAGGUUUAGACCAGGAGGACGACACCGUCCUAAAAUUCCUGGUCUUAACAUAGCACAAACUCCGAAGUUCCAAGAGAAAAAUGUAAAAUUCCAAUACGGCAACUACAAUAGGUAUUAUGGUUAUAGGAAUCCUGCUCAUGAAUUAGAUCCAAGACUCAAAUACUUUUUACAGAGGAGAGAAAUAUUUUAUGAUAAAGAUGUUUUGGAUAUUGGAUGCAAUAUUGGACAUGUGACACUAACAAUUGCUCGAGACUUUGGAGCCAAGAGUGUCGUGGGGUUGGAUAUUGAUCGUUCAUUGGUGGAUAUCGCUCGUGUAAAUGUUAGGCACUAUGUUAACUAUGCUGAUUCUCCAUCGAAUGAGGGUGCUUCUGCAAAAUUCUUUCCCAUUUCAAUGCCUAUUUUGUAUGGUCCAGUCGAUAUACCUGGCAUCACAAAAUCAGAUAGUCCAUCAGGGCACAAGAAAUUUCCUCAUAAUGUGUCAUUUGUGCAGGGUAAUUAUGUUUUGGAAUCUGAUGUAUUAUUGCAAACAGAGCAACCUCAGUUUGAUGUCAUACUUGCUUUAAGCAUAACAAAGUGGAUCCACUUAAAUUGGGGAGAUGCAGGUCUAAAACGAGCCUUUAAACGCAUGUUUAUUCAAUUGAGACCUGGCGGUAAAUUGAUUCUUGAGGCACAAGCGUGGGAUUCUUACAAGAAAAAGAAGAAACUUACUGAAACGAUUUUUAAGAAUUACAACAGCAUUGAGUUCUUGCCAGAUAAAUUCACACAAUAUCUAUUAUCAUCUGAAGUUGGAUUCAGCAAGUGUGAAGUGAUCGGAUUGCCGUUUCAUCAGUCUCGGGGAUUUCAGAGGCCGAUUCAACUUUUUACAAAAGGUGAAUCUCCUUCGCACUCUAUCAUGAGCACCAACAAUACACCUUGUUACACAUCUGCUACUAAUGUGACACGAGUUCCUGUGUACACUAGUGUAGUGGGCUCAAGCAGGGAAACAGAUUCGGGCAGUGCUACACCUGCUCCAGUGGACACUGGCAAUGCAUCCUCUGCUGCUUUGGUGGGUUCAUCACUGAACCAGCAGAUCCCUGUGUACAUCGCAAUGGAAAUUCCAGAGCAAACUGGCAGUUCGGAAGAGUCCGGAAGUAAGACUUCUGAUGAAAAUGCAAGUAAGGAAGUCACCAAAAUGGAUAACGUUCCAAUGAAAGAAGUUUCAGCGAAUGAUAGAGGGAGGUCCGCUGAGUUAUCUAGGGAAGAGGUGGCUGAAGAAGCAAAAUGUGCAGUGAAGGAAGAGAGGCCCAUAAAAGAAAGUGAAACCCCUGAUUCCACAUCGAAGAUGGAAUGUGAGGAUAUUGAAGGAGAUAGUUUGUUGUUAAAGGAGGAAAAUGAUCAAAAAAUUGUUGUAGAAAGUGAAAUAAAGGAAGAAAUUACAAAGAGCCACGAAAAAAGUAUUGAAAACACCUGUAAAGAGAUCAAUACACCAGUAGAGAGUGAUAUUCUGAAUGAAGGUUCUUUAGACAGUAAAAUAAACGGUGAGAAAAUACAAAAGGAAGCAGAAAAUGAACUUUCACAACUAGACUCUGUCGACAAAACAAAUGACACGGCCAGUUAAUCUGCUUUAUAUCAAAAUCUGGAGUAACUGGAAUACGUAAAAUGUUGUGAAGAUAAGAAUUAUGUUAAGUUGCACUUUGUGCGAUAACAUGUAUUUUUAAUUUUAAGACUGAGAAUGAUUUUUUGUUUAUAAACAGAUGUUUUCAGUGCAUUGUACAAGUAUGUAAGAUAAAGCAUUAAAUGUUUUAAUGCACAUUGUAACAUUGGAGAUGAUUCGUUGUAUGAUAAUGUAUUACAGUAAAGCUGUAGUAAAUGUUCCCACUCUUCUAGGAAGGGUUUUAAAUCACGAAGUAGAAAGCACAAAUUAAUGUUCUUUUUGCCUUAUUUUAAAGCUUAUCUACCACUUCUGAAAUGUAUAUUAUAUUGCACAGUGUUGAUAGAAAAUAUACUCUAUUGCUAUUUCUUUGAGAAAUGUAACAUUUUUCUUGUUCCUUCCGUUGUUAUUAAUAUUUCAACUGUCCCUAUCCACUUGCUUCGUACAUUCAGGUACUGAACUUUUUCCUGCAUUUUGUAGAAAGGGGUCAAUAUUUUAAAGCAUUCCAUGAUGUAUAGCAUUAUUCUAUAAGGGAAUUAAUUCCAUGUUGAAUGGAAUUGGAUUUCCAAUGUGGCAAAUUAAUGAAUAGCUAAUGGCCGCUCUUGCAAUUUUUUAUUAGAAAAAAUAAUUUAUUUUGCUUGAUGUAUUUCUUGUUACAUAUUAUGUUAUUGUUGAUAUAUUGUAAAACCAACUACCCAAUGCAAUCUAUGAAACAUGGGUAUGUUUUCAGUAAUUGUUUGUAUAAUGUUGUAUUGAUAAAGACGUCGUGUUAUCACAAACUAUAAUUUUUUAUUGAAGUCAUAUCGCAUUCCUUUUAAUACCAGUUGAAGUUGAACUUGAAAGUUAGCAGUGUCCUUAUUAUAUUUUGAGAGUAUUUGAGGUUCAGAAUAUAAUGCUGUAAUUUUUUUUUAGUCAUUUUAAUUGAUUCUUAUGUAUCAGUAAUGAUUUCACUGAAAGUUGCAAUCAAACUAAUUUUCCUUUUGAAGGUAUAUAAAUAUCAGAAAUUUAGAAGAAAUUUUGUUUUCAUUAUAUUUUUAAUUUCAAAUUUUAAAAAUACUUUGUUAUAUUGUUAUUUGAAGUCCUUUGGUACCUUUGUUUUAUGACAAGGUAAUGAAACAAUUCAUUGGGUCUAUUAUUUUAAUAAAAUUAAUGUGUUGUGAAUGUAAUGUAAAUAAAUAAAUUAUGGUUACUGGUAGUAUGAACUACAUGAUUACUUCAUCCAUGAUAAAAUUAGAAGUGGUUAGGAACAUGGCUGAAGAAAAAAAAACUUGAUGGAAAAUUGUUCUGUUUUGUCCACAAUCUUUAGUGACCUACAUGUUAUUAAGAAGUUAUACUUUUUUUUCUCAUUUGGAAUAAAGUGAAAAAUAUUGUGAGUCAUCACAUUAUG